Molecule: messenger RNA, 6101 nt
Organism: Salvelinus sp. IW2-2015
Lineage: Eukaryota; Metazoa; Chordata; Actinopteri; Salmoniformes; Salmonidae
Source: RefSeq, a predicted model, not a curated record
GAGAGCACAGUCAGCACUCCGGCGAUUUGCUACCUGUUUCAGAAAGACGCACGAGUGCGCUUUACCUCUCCAGGCACAGCCAAAUGGACCCGGCGGACUWGACGUGKURARAUGUAAAAGGCACCUAAAGAAAURAGCAAUGUCUUACAGUUGCAUUAUSCGCUGCCYCAGGUUAUUACUUCUGUGUUUUUUGAGGAGGUAACAGAGGAGGAUAUUGCAUGCCAACAUGGAUUGCCUUUUUCUUUUGAUAUGGACUUUGCCUAUCCCACUUGUCAGCUGCACAUCAGUGAAGAUUUUAUCCACUCUGUGGUUCUGGAACACAUUGAAGACGCUGCAUAUCUACUGCUCACAUUCCAUUUACUCUGUUUCGUCCACUUUUGCCAGUGACACCAGUGGACUGAAUCAUGAUUACAUGUUUGUGACGCCAAUUGAGGUGGAUGCUCGGGGUGGGUAUGUGUCCCACGAUAUGCUGCGGCGAGGCCGGAAUAAGAGGUCCCUGCCGUCCAUGGGGGGCCCUGUACACUACAGGCUAUCUGCCUUCGGGAGGGACAUGCACCUGGACUUACAGCCUGCCAUGGUAGUGGCAGAGGGCUUCACAGUACAGGUACUGGGGACAGAGGGCAUCACCACAUUGGCACAGGAGCCAGCCCAUCAGGACUGCUUGUAUCAGGGAUUUAUACGCAACCUCACAGCUUCCUCUGCAGCCAUAUCUACAUGUUCUGGCUUGUCAGGUCUGAUCCGGAUGUCUGAUGAUGAGUACUUCAUCGCCCCCUUGCCCCAGCACCUAGCUGCAGAGCACAACUACAGCUCCCCGAGUGGACACCACCCACACGUGGUCUACAAACGCUCGGCUGAACACAAAGUCCAUGGUGGCCAGAGGUCUAUCCACAGCUCCCAACCUGGCAACCCAUAUCUACAGCACCAUCACCAGCAUCACCACGACUACCAGCACGGGAAGCUGCAGAGACAACACUUCUGUGGACGCCGCAAGCAAUACACUCCCAAGCCCCCUGCUGAGGAUCGUCUCGCCAUGCCUGAUGAGUUUGAGCUCCCAGGCAGGGGGAAGCGAUCACCCAUCACGUCUAACAAGGUGGGGACCUUGAAUGUGGAAACACUGGUGGUGGCAGACAGGAAGAUGCUGGAGAAACACGGCAGAGAGAACGUCACCACCUACGUCCUCACUGUUAUGAACAUGGUUUCCAGCCUUUUCAAAGACGGCACCAUCGGAACUGAUAUCAACAUUGUGGUGGUCAGCCUGCUUCUUCUAGAGCAAGACCCACUCGGCCUGUCCAUCAACCACCACGCCGACCAGUCUCUCAACAGUUUCUGCCAGUGGCAGUCGGGCCUGAUCGGUAAGCGCCACGACCACGCCGUGCUCCUCACCGGCCUGGACAUCUGCUCUUGGAAGAAGGAGCCCUGUGACACCCUGGGUUUUGCUCCUAUAAGUGGAAUGCCUGUUGAGGUAAUUUGUGUUGAACAUGAGGCGAAGAGAAUGCCUGCCCUAACCUAUGCCACAUCUGUGUUGGGUCUACAUGUGUUAAUUGUCUGUUGUUUUAGGCCACAACACAACGGGAAGUUUUGCCAGGGCUCCAGUCGUCUCAACCAGCUGUGUAACACAAAGCCGUGCCAGCCCAGCGGAGUGGACUUCCGUGCCCAGCAGUGUGCUGAGUACAACAGCAAACCCUUCAGGGGAUGGUACUACAAAUGGAAACCCUACACCAAGGUGGAAGCUGAGGAUAUCUGCAAGCUGUACUGCAUCGCUGAGGACUUUGACUUCUUCUUUGCCAUGGCCAGCAAAGUCAAGGAUGGGACAUCCUGCUCAGACCACAGAGGGGACGUGUGCAUCGAAGGAGUCUGUGAGCCAGUGGGUUGUGACCAGGUCCUGGGCUCUAAGGCAACUCUGGAUGCCUGUGGCGUUUGUAGAGGGGACAACUCCACCUGUAAGUUCUUCAGGGGACAGUACGUCCUCCAGCACAGAGCUAACGAAUACUACGCCAUGGUGACCAUCCCACCUGGAGCACGGAGCAUCCGUGUCCAGGAGAUGGAGAUCUCCACCAGCUACUUGGCUGUGCGCACCCUGAAGAGGAAGUACUAUCUGACAGGGGACUGGACGGUGGACUGGCCUGGAAAGUUCCAGUUCGGUGGGACGGUGUUUGACUAUCAGCGCUCUUUCAACCACCCAGAGAGCCUGUACACGGCUGGACCCACUAAUGAGACCCUGGUCUUUGAAAUCCUGCUGCAGGGUAAGAACCCGGGUGUGGUGUGGGAGUACACCUUGCCUCGCAGUGAGAGGAAACCCAACUACACAUGGGGAGUGGUUCGCUCCGACUGCUCUGCCCCGUGUGCUGGAGGUCGGAUCUCGACAAAAGCCAUCUGUUUGCAAGAUCAGCGGACCCAAGUCAACUCGACACAGUGCAACCCUCAGACCAGACCAGUGCUCAGCUCUCACCUGUGCAACACGCAGCCCUGCCCAGCCUACUGGACGACAGGGGACUGGGGGCCCUGCAGUCGGUCCUGUGGGGGCGGGCAACAGACACGUCACAUCCAGUGCUUGCGUAAGGUGACGUACCAGCGGGAGGAGGUGGUGGCUCACUCCCUGUGCCCGGUCAUCGCCCCAGCCCAGGUGCAGCCCUGCCACACCCAGGCUUGCCCACCUGAGUGGAGCUCUGGAGCCUGGUCACAGUGUUCCAAGUCGUGUGGGCGUGGGAUGAGGAAGCGCGGCGUGUUCUGCAGAAGCACUGACCCCGGAGCAAAGGCUGUGGUGGUGCCGGACAGUAUGUGUAAGCCACACCACAAACCCAAGGGCCAGGAGACCUGCGUGGUGCGCCGUUGCCCCAAGAAUGACCGGCUGCAGUGGUUCACAACACCCUGGGGCGAGUGCUCCACAUCCUGUGGCCCAGGUGUCAGAAGCAGAGAGCUGCGUUGUAGGGAGAGGGAUUCACAGGGGGGCUACACAGAGUUCCCUAUGAGAAGGUGCAGGAACCUUCCCAAACCCUCUGGGGAGCUCCAGCAGACCUGCAGCAUGGGGCCGUGCCCAGAGCCUCGACCUGURGUCCCAGGAAGGACAGCCAGUGCAGUGGUCCUGGGCUGGUACUCUUCUCCUUGGCAGCAGUGUUCUGUAUCCUGUGGGGGAGGGGUACAGUCCCGUUCUAUCCAGUGUCUGAGACAGGGACGUCCUGCAGCUGGUUGCCUGAACCACCAGAGACCCGUAACAUCCCGGGCCUGCAACACACACUUCUGUCCUGCUKCUCGUCCUGCUCCUCCUGUUCACGUACCUGCACACGUUCCUGCUCCUGGGACAACCCUCAAAGACYAACAGUCUUGUGUUGACUUCUUCAGCUGGUGUCACCUGGUUCCUCAGCACAGUGUGUGCAAUCACAAGUUCUACGGACAUCAGUGCUGCAAGUCCUGCAGUGGCAAAAAGCCAUAAGUUCGGAGGACUCCUUUUCCCAUGAGCCUCUAGCUGCAAAUUGCUUAAUAUGCGCUACAACUCUAAAGGUUGCUGUGGUUGAAAAUACAUUUUGGGCCAUAAUGCACAAGAGAACUGAGGUGCAGUCUCUGUUCCUGGAGUACUUGACUAACAGUGAUUAGCAAAAUAAAAGAGAAUAAUCUCCUUUCUGGAUACGGUGUGCUAAAGAUGGCAAUGUGGGCAAAGACAUUCAUGUGAAAGCAGCAUCUCAUAACUGGAAAUACAGUGCAACAGAUCAUUGCAGGACAGUCUCUGUGUAAAUAUAUGUAUUGUAUGUCGUGAUAUUGUCAACAUCUAACUCAAAGCCAUCAAGAGAGCUCUGAGAAUGUCUGCAUUUUAGCUCACUCGUGUUUUGGCAUCUGGUUUCAGACGACAUUUUAAGUUAUUAUGGCACACAUGUUAUUUAGCYUUUGUCAGGUGUACCAUGGGCUUUGUGUGCUGCGUGUGCUCCAUGUUUCAAGCUCUUUACACGUAGCAGGCUACCUAUCACAGAAACUCAGCACAUUCAAUAAUUAGACUGUACAUUAUACAUGUAAAACUUUAAAAGACAUUUUGAAGUUGAUCACAACUCCCAAAUGCACUUAUCAGGCCUGGUCCCUCUAUCUCUCAUGGUUCAUGAUUGGUGCUUUAUUGUGUAACAAGAUACAGUACUUACAGUACAUGUGUACAUUCCAUACAUCUUCAUGUUGUGAAUACAUGCAUAUUUGUGUAUGAGAAAAUAACAUUUGUUUACCCAUAUUGUCAUUUUAAUGUAUGCUCCAAGUGUCCUGAGCAAGGCAGUUAACCCACUGUUCCUCGGGCGAGGAUGAUGUGGACGUUGAUUAAGGCAGCCUCUCACACCACUCUGAUUCACAGGGCUUGGGUUAAAUGCGGUUGUAUGCAUUCAGUUGUACAAACUGUCUAGGUAUCCCCCUUCCCUUUCUUGUGAAAAUAUUGGUGCAAUUCUGACAGCCGCCGGGAAACCGCAUGUUCUUUCCCCAUCCAUCAUAUUGAUAAGGAAACACGCUCUGUCUAUUGGACCAGCAGCACUGAACCUAGGUCCUCUCACACCGGAUAGAUAUGAUGCCAAAUCAUUAACUAGCGCUGGGUAUAGCCACAGAGGAUCCCCCAGACUUCCACCACUCAUUAAUGAAAAUCAAUGUCUGCAGGCUAGUAAAGGGAGCUGCGGAUGGGGCCGGGUCAGAGAAGAGGCUUUAUUUCCUCUGCCUGGCCAGGUGGGAGAUGUGGAGAGAAGUGGUAGGCGAGAGUUGGCGGCAUAGUUGGGAGGGAGGAAGGGGUAGCCAGGGUUGAGGUUGUCACUUGCUCUCGACAUACUUUUUCAGAAUGCUAAUUAGUCACAGAGCCUGGCGUGGUGGGAGCAGACCGACUUUAGGGGGGCGCAGAGCAGACCAACAAAGGCCUCUAAAGAGGGCUGCUGCAUUCUUCCCUCUGUUUACUCUGCCCCUGCUCUCACCAUCCAGACCAGCUCUGUUUGGUUUGUUUGAGAAAAUGCCAGCGUCCCUCCACUCCCCCGCUCCCUCUCUCGUGACCCCCACCUUCAUUUUUAGCAUCAGUCAGUGCUAUGAAGUACUGUAGAUCGCAGCUACAUGAUGGUAAAUCCCAUUUUUGCACUAUUGGCCAUGUGGAAGGCAAUGGGAUAGCCAAUUGUACAGACAGCAAAGGCAACCUACUUCCAGCCAGCAGGGAGAGAAACAGGAAGAGCAUGGCUAGAGUAUAGGAUGUCGUUUGCUGUAAAUCAUAAAGAUCCUACGUCUCCCCCUGCUCCCCAGAGAGGGAUGGCCCCAUACAGAGAGAGAUGUCUGGUCUGGUCAGAGGCUCUGUGACCACGGAGUUGUUUUUCCUCCUCCUCAGCCUGCUCUCCAUCAGUGGCUUGGAAUGGAGAGUGUAGAGGGACAGAGAGAGAAAGACUGAUAUGAUCGUGAAGGACAUUCCUGAGCGAUGGCUCUCUCGGUCUCUGGUCUGGCCUGCUCACGGCUAACACUGUCAUUAUCAUGGGAGGCUACCAUUCCUUCCAAUACCACAGCUUCCUCCCCUGCCUUCACCAGGCCUGAACAGCAUCUCUGCAACCUACGCUCACAAAGGGUCAAGAUGGACUGUUGACUGUUCCUUCUCCCCUUCUUGCUAUACUCGCAUGGUCAUUUCAUGUUUUUGUUUGUUUGUUAUAUUGGUUAUGAACUAGUUUCCGCCAGGGAUGGUACUCUCUCUGUAUUAUAAAACCACUCAAUUAGUUUCCGGGUCCCUGUGAAUUGUAUGUGUGAAUUAUCUCCAGUUUAUUGUGCUGAACUAAUGCUCUCAAAUAGACUUUCAAAUGUCACAUUGGACUGUAGGAGGACAUGGGAGUGGGGAAUAUUUGAUUUUACGUGUGUUUUUCAUCAGCCUUGCAUCAUUCAUAUUUCUAUAUGUGUUGUUCGUGUUAUUUUCUAUGUCCUGUACAGUUGUUGUAUACUCUAUUGUCUUUUCACCUGUAAAGACAGGAAAAGUGUGUAAUUUAUUACUGUUUCAUUGGAUCUGAGAUACUGAACACUAUUGGUUGAGAGGGGAGCUGCUUGUAAUAUAGAGCAUGAUCAGUGUAAUAUUUAAUACUUUUUCUCAAAGUUUUAUAAUAAAACUAUGACAAAAUUUAUUCCCCCUA